AGAAUAUGAACUCUCUUGGUUCGUGAAAGCAGAAAAUCGUUAACUUCCUGUUGUAAAUUUUCUUUACGUUUUUAAAGAAUUGGAAAGUGUUUUCCGACUUAAGCCGCCAUGUCUUUGGCCGAUGAGCUGCUGGCUGAUCUCGAGGAAGGUGGGGAAGAUGUUGAGCAGGACGAGGACGAAGUUCAGGCUGAGAUUGCCGAUGUUGAAGAGGUUACCAUGGAGAUGGACAAACAGUAUUCAUCAGUCAGCUGUGUGGCCAAACUGAGAGAUAGCAAAGAGCUUGCUAAGAUCAUGGCCAGUGUGCGAAAAUAUUCAAAGCAAUCCAGGCGAGACAGUGUGUCGGGUCCUGUAGAGGCAGACCCCGAAUACAUGCUGAUUGUCGCGGCCAACAACAUGACUGUGGAGAUUGACAAUGAAAUCAAUGUAAUCCACAAGUUUGCUCGAGAUCUGUAUUCCAAACGGUUUCCAGAGUUAGAAUCUUUGGUACAGACGCCCAUGGAAUACAUAUACACAGUGAAGGAAUUGGGAAAUGACAUAUUUUCCAACUCUAAGAAUAAUUCUUUUCUUCAAGAGAUUCUUACUCCAGCCACCAUUAUGGUUGUUAGUGUCACAGCAUCUACGACUCAGGGGAACGUGUUGUCACCAGAGGAAUCCAGUGUUAUAAUGGAAGCAUGUGAAAUGGCGAUCGACAUCAACAAAUGUAAAGCCGAGAUCUUGAAAUAUGUCGAGUCUCGGAUGACCUUCAUUUCACCUAACCUGUCAAUCAUUGUGGGAGCUUCAGUUGCUGCCAAACUCAUGGGUAUUGCUGGAGGCCUAACAAACCUGUCAAAGAUGCCGGCCUGUAACAUUUUGGUUCUUGGUGCUCAGAAGAGAACACUCUCAGGCUUUUCGACGACGGCCAUUUUACCUCAUACAGGCUUUAUUUACUACAGUGCUAUUGUCCAGAAGGCACCUCCAGAUCUUCGGCGAAAGGCAGCCAGAUUGGUAGCGGCUAAGUGUACUCUAGCUGCGCGCGUAGACAGCUUCCAUGAAAGUCUUGAUGGCACCGUCGGUGACAAUCUGCGAGCGGAGAUUGAACUGAAAAUGGACAAAAUGAUUGAACCCCCACCAGUGAAGACCGUGAAACCACUCCCCGCCCCAAUAGAGACGUCUCGGAAGAAGAGAGGAGGGAGAAGAGCAAGAAAAGUUAAAGAGCGACUUGGUUUAUCUGAAUUGAGAAAACAAGCUAACAGAAUGAACUUUGCAGAGAUCGAGCAAGAUGCCUACCAGGAGGAUCUUGGCUUUUCUCUGGGUACCUUGGGAAAGUCUUCGUCAGGGAAGAUCCGUGGACCGGUGGUCGAUGCCAAGACAAAAGCCAGAAUAUCAAAGACGUUACAGCAAAAGCUGAGCAAGCAGUCGAACAGUGUGUGGGGCGGCAGUACAACUGUGAAAAAACAAGUGGCUGGAACAUCAUCUAGCAUAGCGUUCACUCCACUACAGGGUCUGGAAAUCGUCAAUCCUCAUGCAGCUGAAAAGAAAGUGCAAGAAGCAAAUCAGAAAUAUUUCUCGACUACCGCUGGUUUCAGAAAAGUAGAAAAGAAAUGAAGAACCUUAUUAUAUGUUUGAGUUUUUGUUUCAAGUCAGAUCAAGGAAUCUUUUUGGAGGUGUUAACUUUCACAUCGUAAGACUGCGAAUGGCUCAUUAUAUUAGAUCAGUUGUGGUUCAUUAGAUCUUUUUGGAGGUGUCAACUUUCACAUAGUGAAAAUGAGAAUGGCUCAUUAUAUUAGAUCAGUUAUGGUUCAUUAGAUCUUUUUGGAGGUGUCAACUUUCACAUAGUGAAACUGCGAAUGGCUCAUUAUAUUAGAUCAGUUAUGGUUCAUUAGAUCUUUUUGGAGGUGUCAACUUUCACAUAAUGAAACUGCGAAUGGCUCAUUAUAUUAGAUCAGUUAUGGUUCAUUAGAUCUUUUUGGAGGUGUCAACUUUCACAUAGUGAAACUGCGAAUGGCUCAUUAUAUUAGAUAGUUAUGGUUCAUUAGAUCUUUUUGGUGGUGUCAACUUUCACAUAGUGAAACUGCGAAUGGCUCAUUAUAUUAGAUCAGUUAUGGUUCAUUAGAUCUUUUUGGAGGUGUCAACUUUCACAUAGUGAAACUGCGAAUGGCUCAUUAUAUUAGAUCAGUUAUGGUUCAUUAGAUCUUUUUGGAGGUGUCAACUUUCACAUAGUGAAACUGCGAAUGGCUCAUUAUAUUAGAUAGUUAUGGUUCAUUAGAUCUUUUUGGAGGUGUUGCUCAGAAAAGCACCGGAAUCCAUUUUCAAAAGAGGCACCAAGAAGAAUUGUUAGAGUUUGUUUUGUUUAACGACUCCUCUAGAGCACAUUGAUUUAUUAAUCAUUGGCUAUUGGAUGUCAAACAUGGUCAUUUUUACACAGUCCUAGAGAGGAAACCUGCUACAAUUUUUCCAUU
Messenger RNA from Gigantopelta aegis, 2438 nucleotides. Its product is annotated as U4/U6 small nuclear ribonucleoprotein Prp31-like. Gene Ontology annotation, cellular component: U4 snRNP; precatalytic spliceosome; U4/U6 x U5 tri-snRNP complex. The transcript is spliced from 14 exons. Gene Ontology annotation, biological process: mRNA splicing, via spliceosome; spliceosomal tri-snRNP complex assembly. NCBI's taxonomy places the organism in Eukaryota, Metazoa, Mollusca, Gastropoda, Neomphalida, Peltospiridae. Bases 109 to 1584 code for a protein of 491 amino acids. The record is from RefSeq and is a predicted model, not a curated record.